AGAAAUGGCACCGAUAUGCUGGGCAGCAAAGUGAGUCGACGUCGGGCACAGUAACGACGUCAGCACGCCCUCUAGUGGCAAUGAUGCCACGCUGUCUUCUAAGCGGUUUCCAGGAUUAUUUGAGGAAAGAAAAAAGCAUUGAACCAAAACUAGAAUGGGGGGACUCGUCAGCAGCUGUGUCACCUGGUCUCAUCAGGGGGAGGAAGAGGUUAACGACGGAGCUCCACCACCACGCAGCUUGGCGUCUAUCGACAGAGAAGGCAAACAGGAUGGACUUUGCCUCGACUCCCUACAGAGUCUUUCAGACAAUGGACUACGCAGCCCGCAAUGCCGAAUCUGCUUCCAGGGAUCCGAGAAGGGAGAGCUACUGAGCCCCUGCCGCUGCGCUGGCUCUGUGCGCUUCACUCACCAAGCUUGCCUUAUCCGCUGGAUCAGCGAAAAAGGUUCCUGGAACUGUGAGCUCUGCUACUUCAAGUACAGGGUCCGUUCUCUUUACACCAAGAACCCUCUGCAGUGGCAAGCGGUCUCGCUGUCCUUGAUAGAAAAAGUGCAGAUCUCAGCCAUCGUCCUGAGCACUGUGUUCCUCCUGACCAGCAUGGCCUGGCUCAUAUGGUCCGUUGUCAGUAUCGAAGCAAAAUGGCAGCGGCAGGACUUUGUAUUUCAGAUAUGCUAUGGCUUGUACGGCUUCAUGGACUUGAUUUGUACAGGACUUCUAAUCCAUGAAGGACCGUCUGUUUUCCGAAUCUUAAAGCGCUGGCAUACAAUCAACCAUCACUGGAAAGUUCUGAAUUACGAGAAAGAGAAAGACUUGGUUGACGCCGUCACUAACAGAAAGGUGGAAGGCGGCGAUGAAGACGCAGACGACGGACAGGAGGCGACUCGGCAAGUCAGGACUUCUGUACAACAACACUUGGGCAAUUCUGUUUCUUAUGUCCUCAACCAGCUAAGGCCUAAUAAUCUUCACCACGCCAACCAUGACGAGGUCAUGAGGGUAACCACUGUAUAAAUUACACCUGUAGCACACACACCACCAUUAUUUUCCCUUCCCUUACAACAGCUAACAUUUGCACACAGAAGCAAAUAUUUUGUCUGAAAACUCUUUAACACAUUGUUUAUUGUUUAUGAACUUUCCUUUUGCCGACAGGACCAAUGAUUGGCAAUUGUUUUAUGAAGAAAAGGAUGCAUUUUGUUGAAAAUUAAAGUUCAGUUAAUUAUUUUACUGACUGAAAUGGUUUGGCGAGUUCCAGUGCUCAUGGAUAAAUCAAUGAAAGGCCAAAUAAAACUUACGCUUUGACCAGAUGGCCUGAAAUAUGGCUUCAAUUUGUAAUCUUUAAUGUGAUUCAAAUGCCAAACAGGGAAACUGCCCAUUGGAAAGUACCAUAUGCUGCUAAAAUCAGACUUUCACAAUAAAAUAGAAUUUAAAACCAUCAAAAAUGUUAUAUUUUAAAUAACUACUAGACUUAUAUCUUUAAAAAACAAUUACAUUUACACUUAUUUACAUUUACACUCAGUGUAUUUAUACAGCCCUUAAAGGGGAACUGCACUUUUUGCUUUAUGGGGGAGUUUUACCUAUUCACAAUCAUGAUGAAAGACAUGACAACGGAUGUAUUUUCAUUCUAAAUAUUAAAUACAAGUCCAAAAGUCCACUUCCAAUGGAGCCUAUGGGAGCCGCUCUAUUCUGCCUUUAAAGCCCUCAUCCAAACCCCUUCAUUAAAAUUUUAUAUACCGUAUUUUCCGCACUAUAAGGCGCACCUAAAAACCUCAAAUUUUUUCAAAAGCUUACUGCGCCUUAUAAUCCGGUGCACCUUAUAUAUGGACCAAUAUUGAGCCACAACAAACCUAAACUUCAUUUUCAUAAAGUUUAGGUCUCGCAACUAUGGUAAGCAGCCGCCAACUUAUUUUUCCCCUGUAGAAGACGCGCUUCUAACCCAAAAAUGGCUCCUAUUAAGAGACACGCUUACGACGCAGAGUUUAAACUUAAGACGAUCAGUCACGCAGUAGAACACGGGAAUAGAGCAGCAGCGAGAGAAUUUAACAUAAACGAAUCAAUGGUGUUUAAUUCGGACACUGAAGAAGAAUUUGAGGGAUUCGUGGAUGAGGAAUAACUUCAUAAAGUGAGCUUUGCAUGUUUAUUUUGUGUGUUGUGUUGUAUGACAUUAACGUUUGAGCAACGUUGAGUUAUUGAUAUAUUGUUACUGCUCUGCACUAUUUCGAGUGUUACUAUAUUGUGAUUGCACUAACGUUUGAUUUACCGUAGCAGUAUCACUGUUUUUUACGUGUUUACUGAAUCGGAAAAGUUCCCCUCCACUAUGUGAUAUAAAUGUUGCACUACAUGUUAUACCUUGCUGUUGUUAAAAGAUAAACAAAACACCACGUCACUGACUUUACC
Molecule: messenger RNA, 2389 nt
Organism: Entelurus aequoreus (snake pipefish)
Lineage: Eukaryota; Metazoa; Chordata; Actinopteri; Syngnathiformes; Syngnathidae
Product: E3 ubiquitin-protein ligase MARCHF9-like
Exons: 5
Coding region: 155-1006 (283 amino acids)
Biological process (GO): protein ubiquitination
Molecular function (GO): zinc ion binding; ubiquitin-protein transferase activity
Source: RefSeq, a predicted model, not a curated record